Messenger RNA from Rotaria sordida, 624 nucleotides. NCBI's taxonomy places the organism in Eukaryota, Metazoa, Rotifera, Eurotatoria, Philodinida, Philodinidae. The record is from the annotation of a GenBank genome assembly.
AUGGCACAAUUGAAGAAUUGCAGCAAUGAACCAUCUACACGAUUUUAUUUACAACAGAAUAAUGCAGUAGAUGCAAUUAAUAAUUAUAUGCAUGCUGAUUAUGAUCGACUUCGUUUACAAGCAUGUAUGUUGCUUGGAGUAUUACUUGAUGAUGGAACAAUGCGACAAUUAAAGAUUCCAGGUGAUGAAUUAACCGACUUAUAUUUUGAUGCCAUUCGACAGGCACAUCAAUCAUCGAACAAAUGCUACAAACGAGUGCCGAUACACUUACUUUUUCGAGCAUUAUCAUCGUUAGUUCAUAAUGAGAUAAUUCAAGCAAGUGUAGCAACAUCAACCAAUUAUUUUGAUUAUCUUAUUUCAAUUAGUGCUGAUUAUAAUCUGGUUUAUGACAUCUUUUGGACACUAUCAUUUAAUACAAGCUUACACGAAAAAUUUCAUUCUCAUAAAACUUUUUUGCAGCGACUUCAAAAAUUUAUCGAUGAUCCAAAAUCGGUUUUGGAUGAAGAUAUAGUACGAUCAGCAGAAGGCAUUUUAUGGAAUUUGAAUCACAGAAAUCAACAGAACGCAUCACCUGAACAAUCGACAAAUGCUGAGAAUGAAAACACUCAAUUAGACAAGUAUUAA